ACAUAACAAGUUUGCUCUCUGGCCGUUCCGUUACUACCUGCCAAGCACUAAUGGCGAGAGCUUACGGGAGAGGGAGAUCACAAAUCACCCAUCCCGUUCCCGUAGUCGUGGCCGGCCUCAGCUCUCCUCCCUCUUCCGUACACGCCUAUAUAUACACAGACAUACUCGGCACUCCUCUCCAGCUGCAAACGCGGGCGCGCCCAACACGUUACAAAGAUCAAAGAUCGUCAGAGGAGAGGGAGAUCAAUGAGGGAUCUGGAGGAGUUCAGGGGCGCGGGAGCAGCGGCGGCAGGAAAGCGGAACGGCGGUGAGGGUGGCGCAUCGUCGUCGGCGUCGUGGUGGGCGGGCGACCCGGAGGCGAAGCGGCGGCGGAGGGUGGCGGCGUACAAGGCGUACGCCGUGGAGGCCAGGGUCAAGGCGUCGCUCCGCCGCGGGUUCCGCUGGAUCAAGGACCGCUGCACCGGCAUCGUCCACCGCUCCUGACUGACUCGCCGGAGGAAUGAACAUCAGUUGAUGCAAAGCCCGGCCGCCAAAACGUGCUCUCACGUCGUCGCGUUUGACCAUCUUUGCCGUGUUCUUGCUGUUUAUAAUGUUUUCUCUUCUCUUUCUCUCUUUUUUUUUCUUCAUUUUUUCUGAUGCAAGUUAUUUGUAUGCCUGAUUGUCUUCCUCUUCUUACGGAUGCGAGAUAAAAGAGAUCAUCCGAAUAACUCUGUCCAUGCUUCUAUAGCAGUUGAUUAGAUGUUUUUUGCCCCUCAACCA
Messenger RNA from Brachypodium distachyon (stiff brome), 759 nucleotides. RefSeq lists its product as uncharacterized. Lineage: Eukaryota; Viridiplantae; Streptophyta; Magnoliopsida; Poales; Poaceae. Bases 247 to 483 code for a protein of 78 amino acids. The transcript has a single exon. The record is from RefSeq and is a predicted model, not a curated record.